AUAAACAAGUGGGUGUUGCGCGCUAUACUAGUACUACUUUAGUACAUUGUAUUGAAGGAAAGCGAUCAGAAUUAGCUGAUGUUUUGAAGUCAAACACAGAGUAAUUUGUUCUUCAUUCUUAACAAGGACGUUAUAUAGUAGAGUAACAAUGUUACGAGUGAUAUUGAUAUUUGGUGCCCUCUGUGGGUGUAUCCAUGCUCUUGAUAAUGGGUUAGCCCGAACACCACCGAUGGGAUGGCUUGCUUGGGAGCGGUUCAGAUGCAACAUUGACUGCAAAAAUGAUCCCAAAAAUUGCAUCAGUGAGCAGCUUUUCAUGGAAAUGGCCGAUCGUAUGGUAGAAGAUGGAUACCUAGAUGCUGGAUAUGAAUAUAUUAAUAUUGAUGAUUGUUGGAGUUCAAAGCAACGUGAUUCACAAGGUAGACUUCAAGCUGAUCCUGAUAGAUUUCCUUCUGGUAUCAAAGCACUGGCUGACUAUGUUCACAAGAGAGGAUUAAAGCUUGGUAUCUAUGGUGACUAUGGUAACUUGACCUGCGGAGGUUACCCCGGAAGCUUGGGUCAUCUUGAGGUCGACGCAAACACGUUUGCUGAGUGGGGAGUGGAUAUGUUUAAGAUGGACGGAUGCUAUGCUGAUCCUAAAACAAUGAAGAAAGGUUACCCUGAGAUGACCAAAUACCUGAACCAGACUGGUAGACCGAUCCUUUUCUCAUGUAGCUGGCCAGAUUAUGAACGUGCAAGUGGCAUAGAGGUUGACUACAAGCUUGUAGCAGAGAAUUGUAACAUUUGGCGAAACUACGAUGACAUUCAAGAUUCAUGGCAAAGUGUUCUUGGGAUCGUUGAUUACUAUGCUAAGGAACAGGAUACACUAGCCUCGGUACAAGGACCUGGAAGCUUUAAUGAUCCAGAUAUGAUAAUUGUAGGGGAUUUUGGAUUGAGCUAUGAGCAAGCGAAGGCUCAGAUUGCAAUGUGGACCAUCUUUGCUGCUCCUAUGUUGAUGUCAAAUGAUCUUAGAACCAUCAGACCAGAAUUCAGAGAGCUUCUUCUGAAUAAGGAAGUUAUUAACAUCAAUCAGGAUUCAUCAGGACACUUUGGAAAGCGGGUCUUACAGGACGGUAACAUAGAAGCGUGGACUCGGAACGUUACCCUUGGUUCUUAUGCAACCGCCAUCUUGAAUCGAGGCACCAAUGGCGCACCAAUGAAUGUUACUAUCACGGAUCAAUGGAGUUGAUAUAUGGAGAAAGAAUCUGACGAAUUGGGACGAGUACAGUGUUGUGUUCCUCAACCCAAGUCCAGUUAACAAGACAGUCUCCCUUCAACUGGAUCACAUUGGGUUUACCUACGUGCUUGGGUACAUGCUUCGAGAUGUAUUUAACCAUCAUGACAUCGGCCAUCGGGAGAUCUUAGCCCCAUAUGACUACCAAGUACCAGCUAAAGGAGUUCUCCUCACCUAUGCAUAUCCAAGUGAAUGAUGGAACUGAUGGUGAUUGCAGGAAGAUAAAGUCUUGUUUGAUUUUUCAUUUUAAUAAAAAAUAAGGUUUACAACUGAAGACAUUUCGUGCGUUUGAAUUAAGUAGUGGUUCCUAUGAGAAUAUCUUGAUUUAAAAGUGAUCAAGUACUAAGAAUCAAUAUACGGAUAGACACUCGUAUCCGUAUGUUUGACCAUGAAAAUAUCCACUUUUCAUCCCCUUCUUGUAAUACCAUAAGGAAAUCAAAAUCAGGACACCGCCGCGUUUCUUGUUCUGAUGUGUGUUAAAAAAUGUGAAUAUCUUCAUUAUUGAGUUAUUUUCCUAAAACCAUGCUUAAUAUAAUGCUUCAAAAGAUCAUACUGCUUGCAUAAAUAUUACCUUCUAUUUUCAUUUUCAGAAAGCUUAUCAGGAUUCUGAAUAAGCAUAAUGACAAAUCAGCUUUUAAGUUAGUCAAAAGUAAGAGCAUGAAAACUAUAGUCUACUAUGAAUGUUAAAUAUUGGAGUCCGUUUCAUAAAACUUGUUACAAUAACAAAUUUACAAUAACAGUUAUAAGCCACUGAAAUCCUUCGAUCUGAUUGGCUGACACUAAAUUUGUUAUAGAAAUCUUGCAUUUGUUAUAACAACAAGUCUUUAUGAAACGGAGCCCUGCUCUUAUAACGUGCUUUAUCAUACCAUCAUAUUCUAAACAUGCUUUAAGUUGUUUGCAAAUUUGAAUAGGCCGAACUAUUUUUAUGAAACAAGUAGCCAUAUAUCGUUCCCCAGAGACAUCACUGAUAAAAAUUUUGUUUCAAUAGAAUAUUGAAUCCUUUUCAUAUUUCAUACCACUUUCCUUAUUCGAAGUCGUAACAAAUGCUUAUACUCAAUAAUUUAGUAAUAACUUAAGUAUAAUAAAAUAGAUGUUAUAAUUAGCUUGGUAAUUUUGGGUCAAAGGCAUAAUUAGAAUGUUACUUUUGCAAUAUUAUUAUGCAUGUUGUACAGGUGACACCAAGUAUUCAGGCAUUUGUCCGUCAAACGGACGGUCCAUGUUGGCCAACGGUUUUUCUCAACCGCGGUUCUGGAGGGAAUCCGACGAAUAUAACCGUUUCUUUCUCGGAUCUAGGCCUUCCUACCCACAAUGUUCAAGGCUUCGAUGUACUUGAUCUUUUCACAGGGGCAUAUUCCGGAUACCUACCUCCCGAUGCUUCGUACAGUUACAGUGUGCCCCCCUCUGGGGUUGUAAUGGUCAAGAUAGGAACCGCAGAAUAAUUAAGAGCCAAAUCGAAAUCCUGAACGAGUUAUGGUGUUUUUGAGAUUUUCAGUCCUACUGUAUUAUCGGUUAUUUUGCAAACAAAAUAUUUUGGAAACAUGUUUGACCAUAUGAUAUUCAUAAGGUUUGGAUUAUAUAUGUCAUUCAAUCAUAUUUCAUUUGCGUUUUCACAUACAUGUAUGAUUAGUUAAAUGAUAUAAUCAUUUGCAUAUCACAUACUUAGUUCAAAGGUUCAUCUCUGUUCUACACGAAAUAAAAUGUAAUAUAGAAAGAUGUUUAGUAACGGUCAUACAAUUUCUUAAUGAUAUUGGUACUGUUGUAAUAAUAACUACCGUGAAUGGAAUUGAAAUAUAUUAAUUUCUUCUGAAUAAUAGUACUUUGUUAAUCCUUUGACCAUGCUCAUUUCUUGAUUUCUUUAAAAAGUUUUGUAUCAGCCUCAGUCUGACUAUACAAUCAGACUAACAUGUUACUGCUAGUAGAUUAAAAAUAGAUAGAAAAUAGAUGAAAAUUACAUUCAUCCAUUUGAAAUUCCUUGUCACCCCUGCUUUCUAUAUAGUCCUUGAUGAUGGAGGAAUAUUGUUAUUUUAAUGAUAUCAUUAUUGGGCAAUGUUGACAUAUUCAUAUGAAUUUUUAAGAAAAUAUUGGACUCCUAAAAUGUAUGUGAUUGUUGUAUUUUACUUUCUUUUUUCUAAUACUAUUUCGAGAAUCAAUAAUAUAAUUAUGUCAUGUUAAACUUAAUUAGUGUUUUUUUAUUUAAAAGUAUGAGAAAUGACUAUUAAAUCAUUAAUCAAUAUGAAUACGAAUACAACCCAUGGCGGAACUAAAAACGUGAUGUUAAAACAAGUCUCCAUGCAAUAUCAUAAAUAGCAUGUGUAAUUUAUUCAAAUUCUUGUCCAUUUUCUGUUUUGGUCAGUUUAAUGAUGACUGCAUUGAAGGUUAUGUUGAUGAUGGUGGUGAGAAUUGUAUAUAAUCAGGAUGCCGAUGGUGAAUAUCAUGACCACUGAAAUUUUAGUUGAUAGUAAAUUAUGAAUUCCACUUUAAUGUUUUGUACUUUUAUACUAUCGUCAUUCAUACAUUAAAAUGUUUUCAUGAA
Molecule: messenger RNA, 3803 nt
Organism: Lytechinus pictus (painted urchin)
Lineage: Eukaryota; Metazoa; Echinodermata; Echinoidea; Temnopleuroida; Toxopneustidae
Product: alpha-N-acetylgalactosaminidase-like
Exons: 9
Coding region: 149-1225 (358 amino acids)
Biological process (GO): glycoside catabolic process; oligosaccharide metabolic process
Cellular component (GO): cytoplasm
Molecular function (GO): alpha-galactosidase activity
Source: RefSeq, a predicted model, not a curated record